GCGGGGCGGGGCGAGGGGGGGCAGCCAUGGCCGAGUACCGGGAGGCGCCGCUCGCGUCGCGGCCUCAGACCCUGGAGGCCGCCGAGUACCUGGAGUUGACCCCGGACGUGCGCCGGGCCCAGGCGGAGCGAGAGGCCAUCCGGGCCCGCCUCAAGCUCCAGUACCUGAGGCAGCUCAACGACCCGCGGCGGACGCACCUCGUGGAAGACCCAGCACUGCUUCGUUGGACAUAUGCACGCAGUCUGAACCAUAUCUACCCCAACUUCAGGCCAACACCCAAGACAUCACUGUUGGGCUUUGUCUUUGGCAUUGGCCCCCUGGUGUUUUGGUAUUACGUAUUCAAAACUGAUCGGGAUCGCAAAGAGAGACUUAUCAAAGAGGGAAAGGAGCGUCCAUUUAGUCUGACAUACUGAAUGGAUAAAGCUGAGACAACCAUCCUAAACCAAGAUUGUACAGAAUAUUAUUAUAUGUAGAAGCUUUAAUAAAUGCAGUCAGUAAACCUUUUCCAGUUUCCUUGGUCCUUGUAAUAUUCUAUUCUAAAAUAUGAUUAAAAAGUGAGGUGUAUAAAA
Callorhinchus milii (elephant shark) is the source of this 569-nucleotide messenger RNA. RefSeq names its product NADH:ubiquinone oxidoreductase subunit B4 (gene ndufb4). The transcript has 3 exons. The record is from RefSeq and is a predicted model, not a curated record. NCBI's taxonomy places the organism in Eukaryota, Metazoa, Chordata, Chondrichthyes, Chimaeriformes, Callorhinchidae. Gene Ontology annotation, cellular component: mitochondrion. The coding region runs from base 27 to 413 and encodes 128 amino acids.